Zalophus californianus (California sea lion) is the source of this 3591-nucleotide messenger RNA. RefSeq names its product NOP2/Sun RNA methyltransferase 5 (gene NSUN5). Gene Ontology annotation, biological process: rRNA base methylation. Gene Ontology annotation, cellular component: nucleolus. The record is from RefSeq and is a predicted model, not a curated record. NCBI's taxonomy places the organism in Eukaryota, Metazoa, Chordata, Mammalia, Carnivora, Otariidae. Bases 66 to 1616 code for a protein of 516 amino acids. Gene Ontology annotation, molecular function: methyltransferase activity. The transcript is spliced from 11 exons.
GGACAGAACUGUGCCGAGGCGGGCGUGUUUCGCGACAGAGCCGUAAAGGCGCGUGGGAGCGAAGCAUGGCGCUGUACGCGACCGCGGCGUCUGUGCUGGCGGGCGUGGAAAGCCGACGGGGCUCCAUCAAGGGGCUGGUGUACGCCAGCAGCUUCCAGAACGUGAAGCAGCUGUACGCGCUCGUGUGCGAGACGCAGCGCUACGCCGCCGUGCUGGACGCCGUGAUCGCCAGCGCCGGCCUCCUCCGCGCCGAGAAGAAGCUGCGGCCGCACCUGGCCAAGGUGCUAGUGUAUGAGUUGUUGCUGGGGAAAGGCUUCAGAGGGGGCGGGGGCCGAUGGAAACCUUUGUUGGACCGGCACCAGGCAAGGCUGAAGGCUGAGUUGGCCCGGCUCAAGGUUCAGCGCCGUGUGAGCCGCAACGAGGACCUGUUGCAAGUGGGAUCCAGGCCUGGCACAGCCUCCCAGGUGCCUCGAUUUGUGCGGGUGAACACUCUCAAGACCAGCCUUGAUGAUGCAGUUGAUUACUUCAAGAGACAAGGUUUCUCCUAUCAGGGUCGGGCUUCCAGCCUCGAGGACGCGAGGGCCCUCCGAGGCAGGUGCUUUCUUCUGGAUCCCUUGUUGCCAGAGCUGCUGGUGUUUCCGGCCCAGACGGAUCUGCACGACCACCCACUGUACCGGGCCGGUCACCUCAUCCUACAGGACAAGGCCAGCUGCCUCCCCGCCGCGCUGCUGGCCCCGCCCCCGGGCGCCCACGUCAUCGACGCCUGUGCCGCCCCCGGCAACAAGACCAGUCACUUGGCUGCUCUCCUCAAGAACCAGGGAUCUUUGCCUUUGACCUGGAUGCCGGGCGCCUGGCAUCCAUGGCUACCCUGCUGGCCCGGGCUGGGGUCUCGUGCUGCGAGCUGGCGGAGGAAGACUUCCUGGCAGUCUCACCCUCUGACCAGCGCUACCGUCAGGUCCAGUACAUCUUACUGGAUCCUUCUUGUAGCGGCUCAGGCAAAUGUUCUCACCUGCGAAGCAGGGCAUCUCUGUGCGAAGCGAGGCCGUCUGCAGCUGACACGCUCUGUCCCUAGGAAUGCCAGCCAGACAGCUGGAGGAGCCCGGGGCAGGCACCCCGAGCAAGGCACGCCUGCAGGCCCUGGCUGGGUUCCAGCGGCGAGCACUGCGCCACGCGCUCACCUUCCCCUCCCUGCAGCGUCUGGUCUACUCCACGUGCUCCCUCUGCCAGGAGGAGAACGAAGAUGUGGUGCACGACGCCCUGCAGCAGAACCCAGGGACCUUCAGGCUAGCUCCCGUCCUACCCUCCUGGCCCCACCGAGGCCUCGGCACUUUCCCCGGGGCUGCACACUGCCUCCGGGCUUCCCCCGAGACCACGCUCACUGGUGGCUUCUUUGUUGCCGUUCUGGAAAGGGUAGAGGUGCCAAGCUCAGUCCCGCGGGCUGGAGCGGCGGCGCCCGAACCCACACCCAGCGCAGCGCCGCGGAGGAAGGAGAGACGGCGCCCGGCCGUGGCUCCUGGCGCGCAGAGAGGAAAGCGGUAACCCCGAAUCCCCGGCGGGGGGGAAGAGAGUGGAUUUCCUCCUCCUGUGGUCCCUUCCCCGGGCCGUGUUCCUGCUGAGAGGUCUGCCCACAGAAAUAAAAGGCGAGCCACGGAAUACGAUAGAUCACAGUUGUUUUUUAUUCUUAAUGACAUAAGCAAGGAGAAAAAUUUCACAUUCAUACUAAAAAUUCCAACUAGACUCACAGGAAUUAACUCUUUGUCAUGGAAAGUCCCAGCCUCCCGUUCCUGUCCAGUGCACGUCCGUGUACGCGCGCACACACACACACACACGCACACGCACACCCGUGUACACCCCCCACACACUCGGGCUGCACCAGGACACCCUCUUCCGGGGGCUCCCGGACCAACCGUCCUGCCUGUGGAACCGAGGUAAACUAGCUCAGAGCACUGCGGCCAAGAGGGACGUACCCUCCCUCAGGUAUCUGUGGAAGCUUGCUUUCUGGCCCCGUGCGCCCCCCCCCGCCCCCCGCAUCCUAACGGACGUGGGACAGGAGGUACAGGCCUCUCCCUCAGCUCCACACGCAGGGAAGGCGGGCCCGCUCUUCCCGGGGCCGGGCCGGGGCCGGCCAUGACCGUCGCCUGCCAUAGCACUCAACCUCAGUCACGGGUGAGGGGGGGAGCUACUUACGUCUACGUCACAUUAUUUAUAAAAUAAGAGUUACACUUUACAUCGUGUGUCCUGAAGGAGCCCCGGCCCCUCAGGAGAGCUGCCGAGGACAGCAUCUGAGCCUCUCACGGGCAUAACUUACCUAUACAGCUAAUUCCUAGUCAACAGCAUUUAUACUUAACCACCUCAGUGAACCAAGCUUGAAGGAAUUUAAAAGGCAAUUUAGCUUAAAUACAAAAAUAAAUUUUUAUUUUGUUAAAAAAUGUUUAAAUAUUUUUUUCUUUUAAUUUAGACACACGCAUUCAUACUUCUCCCAAAGAGGAUGGGCAUGGCAGCAAGGCUCUCGGGCCCGGGGUAGGUGAUCUGGGAACGGGGCGCGGGGAGGAACCUGAAGAACUCUGAAGUGUGGUUCACUAAUUUUGGUUUUCUACCACCUCCUGGGGCGGAUCUAGCCCACGGGGGGGGGGGGGUGGUGGCGGGGAGGAACAGUGGAGGGAAGAGGUCUUUGCUUCCCCUCGGCCCCAUCCUCUUGGGCUGCCAGCCCUUAAAGUCAAAACACCAUUUGCAAAUCCAGGAGUCAGCACGCGUAGCCAUAAAGUGGUGCUACUUCCCACAUUCAAUUAGCGAGGCCCCAGAAACUUGGAACAGUUAAGUCCGGCACUACCAACAUGCCGCCACUCAUACAAUUCAAUUCUUCCUCCAAACUCGAUUCAAAGAGCAAUAGACAUGAGCAUCAGACAGUAACACAGGACAAGGCUUUGAACAUACAACCGGGGGGGGGGGGGGGGGAGGGCGGGGCGGGGGGGGGGGAGGCAGCUGAGCAGUGGGGGGACGUCCUGCCUGCUCCCGGCGCUUCCUCCCCUGCAGCUGCCAGGCUAACAGUCUUGAGCCACCAAGCUUUUAGGGGCCAAACUGGCAGAGGGUGGGGGACAAAACAUUGACUUGGACUUGGCAGGAGCAGCACCCACUGGGGUCUCCAAAGCAAAGCGAAAUUCGGGGCCACUUAAAGGAGUGGAUCCUGCAAGGAACUGGUGAGGGACAAAGCAGCAAGAGAUGGGGAAGCAGGGUCCCCUAACGGGCCCUGGGAGAACCACUUCUUAUAGGCAAGCCAAGCAAGGUAAAGCUGCGGGGCUGACCCAGCUCCCCGACUCCCGUCCCCAGCGGCGACGUGGACGAGGGCUGUGCCUGUGACCCCCCACCCCCACCCCAAGCCGGCUCUUGCGGGGAGCAGUGGGAAGGGAGGCCGCCUGACAGCGCUCACACACCACACAGGAGUCAGGAAAGGAGGGGGACCAUAUGUACAGAUGUUCUUGCACGCUCUCCAGCCUCACCGCAGAGCUGUCCCGAGGCUGCUUCCUCGAGGAGCGGGACCCGCCACCAGGGCUGCCACUGCCUCCCCACUGGCGGAAGCCAGAGAUGGCGGGG